Cyphellophora attinorum is the source of this 840-nucleotide messenger RNA. Its product is annotated as S-formylglutathione hydrolase. Lineage: Eukaryota; Fungi; Ascomycota; Eurotiomycetes; Chaetothyriales; Cyphellophoraceae. Gene Ontology annotation, biological process: formaldehyde catabolic process. Bases 1 to 840 code for a protein of 279 amino acids. The record is from RefSeq and is a predicted model, not a curated record. The transcript is spliced from 3 exons. Gene Ontology annotation, cellular component: cytosol. Gene Ontology annotation, molecular function: S-formylglutathione hydrolase activity.
AUGUCUGUCACUACCAGCGCAACAAUCGCCAGCUUCGGCGGCAAGCUGCUUAAGCUCGCCCACAAUGCUUCGACCACUGGCUGUGAAAUGAAAUUCAACCUCUACUUACCUCCACAGUCCACCUCAUCAAAGGUGCCACUAUUGAUCUGGCUGUCUGGUUUGACAUGCACUGCGGACAAUUGCUCGGAGAAGGGCUUCUUCCAGCAUGGCGCUAGCAAACGCGGCAUCGCUGUCCUAUACCCAGAUACCUCGCCGCGCGGAGUCGGCAUCGAAGGCGAGGAUGAGAGCUACGACUUCGGCAGUGGCGCAGGCUUCUACGUCGACGCGACCGCCGAUCCCUGGUCCAAGAACUACAAAAUGUACUCAUAUGUCACGGAAGAACUUCCUAAGGUUGUCUUCUCCAACUUCGAUCAGAUUGACUCAAGUCGGGUCAGCAUAACGGGGCACUCUAUGGGCGGACACGGAGCCUUGUCACUAUACUUGAAGAAUCCUGGCAAGUACAAGAGCGUCAGCGCCUUCGCUCCCAUCUCAAAUCCUUUGAAGGCACCUUGGGGUGAGAAGGCAUUCAAAGGCUACUUCGGUGAGAAGGACUGGCAGUCGAAAGGAGCAGAUCAUGAUGCCACCGAACUGAUAAAGAAAUGGAAGGGUGGGCCGUUGGACAUCUUGAUUGAUGUGCAAUCGCAGCUACUACCAGAGAAUCUGGUGGCAGCAGCAAAGGAGGCCGGCCAAGAGAAGGGUGUCAACGUUCGCUUCCAGCCAGAUUACGACCACAGCUACUUCACUAUGGCGUCGUUUGCAGAUGAUCACGUAGAUCACGCGGCCAAAUAUCUGUUCGCAUAG